This is a messenger RNA of Lycium barbarum (goji berry), 735 nucleotides long. RefSeq names its product secreted RxLR effector protein 161-like. Bases 1 to 735 code for a protein of 244 amino acids. Lineage: Eukaryota; Viridiplantae; Streptophyta; Magnoliopsida; Solanales; Solanaceae. The transcript has a single exon. The record is from RefSeq and is a predicted model, not a curated record.
AUGAAAAUGAUGAAGAACUUGUUGGGGGCUGAAGUGCCAUAUCUCAGUGCAAUUGGGGCAUUAAGGUAUCUUGCCAAUAAUUCUCGGCCAGAUAUAGCAUUCUCUGUAAGCUUAUUAGCAAGAUUUAGUUCUUCCCCAACAAGAAGACACUGGAAUGGUAUUAAGCAUAUAUUCAGAUACCUCCGAGGGACCAUUGAUAUGGGACUAUUUUAUUCAAAUGAAUUCAAUUCACAACUAAUUGGUUAUGCAAAUGCAGGGUAUUUGUCUGAUCCACAUAAAGCUCGAUCCCAGACAGGUUAUUUAUUUACAUGUGGAGGUACAGCUAUAUCAUGGCAUUCAACAAAACAAACUAUGGUUGCUACUUCUUCAAAUCAUGCAAAGAUAAUAGCCAUUCAUGAAGCAAGUCGAGAAUGCGUUUGGUUGAGAUCAAUAACUCAACAUAUUCAGGAAACAUGUGGCCUUCCUUUGGAGAGGAAUAUUCCAACAACAUUAUACGAAGAUAAUGCUACAUGCAUAGCUCAACUAAGAAGAGGUUACAUUAAAGGAGACAGAACAAAACAUAUUUCACCAAAAUUCUGUUUUACUCAUGAUCUUCAAAAGAAGGGUGAAAUAGAUGUUCAACAAGUUCGCUCAAGUGAUAACUUAGCAGAUCUGUUCACCAAGGCAUUACCAACCUCAAUAUUUGAGAAGCUAAUAUACAAGAUUGGAAUGCGUCGUCUUCGAGACAUUAAGUGA